Messenger RNA from Penicillium oxalicum, 1476 nucleotides. RefSeq names its product kynurenine--oxoglutarate transaminase. Gene Ontology annotation, molecular function: pyridoxal phosphate binding; L-kynurenine:2-oxoglutarate transaminase activity. Gene Ontology annotation, cellular component: cytoplasm; mitochondrion. Lineage: Eukaryota; Fungi; Ascomycota; Eurotiomycetes; Eurotiales; Aspergillaceae. The coding region runs from base 1 to 1476 and encodes 491 amino acids. The record is from RefSeq and is a predicted model, not a curated record. The transcript has 8 exons. Gene Ontology annotation, biological process: biosynthetic process.
AUGGUCGCCGGUGCCGCACUUACACUUGCUAGACUUGUUCGAUCCAAACCGAGGAUAUUCAGCUUGCCCACGACUUCCGCCGCUUCAUUUCUACCCCGCCUUCUUAGUCCACCAGCGAGAACAAUGUCCGCAACGGCUGCGCGGCCCGAUCCCUUUCGGCCUGCGAAGCGCGUCGCUGGCCAGCGCCAGGAUGUCUGGUGCGUUGCGGAAGCAUCCAUUGAGAGGUCUCGACAAGAAUGGUCGCUUAUCAGAAUGUACAGGUCCAUCGUGAACGAAGCUGCUGCUGCUUCGCCCGUGCAACCCAUUGUUAACAUGGGCCAAGGCUUCUUUGGCUACAAUCCGCCUCAAUUUGCCAUUGAUGCCGCCAAGGAAGCCAUGGAUCGUGUCGAGUGUAAUCAAUACUCUCCUACCAAGGGUCGCCCUCGCCUGAAGAAGGCCAUUGCUGAUGCCUAUUCGCACUCCUUCGGCCGUACUUUGAACCCCGAGACUGAGGUCACCAUCACGACCGGCGCAAACGAGGGUAUGCUCAGUGCAUUCAUGGGAUUCAUUGAGCCCGGCGACGAGGUGAUCAUUUUCGAGCCAUUCUUUGAUCAGUAUAUUAGCAACAUUGAAAUGCCAGGUGGUACCAUUCGAUAUGUACCACUUCAUCCUCCCAAGGAUGGCGCUACCAGAACCUCUCCUGCUUCGGAGUGGACCAUUGACUUUGACGAGCUCGAGAACACCAUCAAUUCCAAGACCAAGAUGAUUGUUCUGAACUCUCCCCACAACCCCGUUGGAAAGGUCUUUUCCAAGGAUGAAUUGCAGCGUAUCGGCGACCUUUGUGUCAAGCACAAUCUGAUCAUUCUUUCUGAUGAAGUAUAUGAUCGUUUGUAUUACGUGCCAUUCACCCGAAUCGCCACUCUUUCCCCCGAACUCUGGGAGCGCACCAUCACCGUGGGCUCAGCUGGUAAGGCGUUCUACGCCACAGGCUGGCGUGUGGGAUAUCUGAUGGGCCCUGAACAUUUGAUCAAAUACGUUUCCGCCGCGCACACCCGUAUCUGCUACAGCAGUGUCUCGCCUCUUCAAGAAGCCGCGGCUGUGGCUUUUGAGCAGGCCGACAAAGCUGGUUUUUGGGAGCAGAGUCGACAGGAAAUGCAGCAGAAAAUGAAGCUCUUCUGCGAGGUCUUUGACGAGCUUGGUAUUCCGUACUCUGAACCAGAGGGUGGAUAUUUCGUCCUGGUCAACAUGUCAUCCGUCAAGCUGCCUGCCGAAUACCCCUUCCCACCGCAUGUGGCCAACCGCCCUCGUGAUUUCAAGCUCUGCUGGUUCUUGAUCCACGAGGUUGGCGUCGCUGCGAUUCCGCCCACUGAGUUUUACACUGACGCUAAUGCCCAUAUUGCCGAGAAUUAUCUUCGUUUUGCAGUCUGCAAGAAUGACGAUGUCCUCGAGACUGCGAAGGAAAGACUGCGUGGGCUGAAGAAGUAUAUUGCAGAGUAA